CUGGUGCGCGCGGAUCACGCCUUGUCACAUGACACACUCUUCCCCGAUUGCUGAGGAACUGAGGUCACGUGGUCUGCGGGUGACGAUUGAAUUCGUUCAUUAUGCCCUAUACUAGUUUGUCUGGCUGGCUGCAUUCGCAAUUUGACGGAGUAGCGUGAAUAUAUCUGAGCAAGCCCCUCAGAAACAACAUAAUUUGCUUUCUCUCUCCGCAUAUAUUUCAUGCGCAGUGUCUGUGGACGGACCCCUGCAAAGCUUCACAGACGCACCGCCACCAUCUGCCACUGAUCACGUGAUCGGAGGGAAUUACCCCGCACAUGCAUCUACAAAGCGAUCGUCAGCGUGCACAUCGCGGCACUCGUAUACCGCGCGCCGUUCGUGAGAGGAUCGUUCGUGCAAAGCCCACGCACUUAAUCGGAAUGUACAUGUAUCCGUCACUGAUGUGUGCGCGUGAACCGAGGUAUGCUGGCUAGUCCGGGAAAACACGAUGAGCGUGAACCGGUGAAAUAGACCCGUGCUGCGUGUUUGGGUGACGUGCAGGUGUCACGUACAUAGAUGACAGCUAAUGGCAUGAUGGACCACAUCAGACGAGGGAAUGCAUCAUUAAGAUACGGAUCUGCUCUCUUCUCUUCCUCCGUAUCUACAUCAGUCCAGUAUCUCUAAGAAGAGUUGUCCGCCUGAGAGUGUGUGUGUUUUCCUCUGGAUGCUACUUUGUUAACACCGCAUGCAUGCCGCGGACUGAUUGCCACAAUCGCUCCAUGACUCCUCAAAUGUCCCUGCAGUCCCUCUGUGAGCUCUAUGAUCAGCUGUCCGAGGAUAUGGACCAGCUGGAUAUAGUAGUCCUAGGAGCUCCCUCUGUCGGCAAGACGGCUCUCAUCGAACAAUACUGCAGGUGUCACUUUGUCCAGAAACACUACCCCACAACAAGUGCCUGUGUCUACACCACUGCCGUGGUGGCCAACAAUCAGCUAUUCGAGAUGAACCUGAUCGACAUCCCGGUGAUUCCUUUCUCGCCUCUGGACUAUCGGGCCAGCGAAGCCGUCCCUGGAUCCAGCUGGGAGGAGCUGCAGUCUCACGCCACGGCCAUCGGGACUGCAUCAGCUCUCAUCUUCAUCUACGAUAUCACGUCGCAGGAGAGCUUCCAAUACAUCAAGGACCUACGGGAACAGAUCUUGGAUUGCUACGACGCCGAAGGAGGGUUUGAUAUCCCCAUCAUAGUUGCUGGCAACAAGCAGGACCUACAAAUGCUCUCGCAUCUUCCCAGAAGGCAUAUAUCACAGAUAGUCAAGAAAACUUGGAAGUGUCCCUACGUGGAAUGCUCGGCCAAGUACAACUGGCACGUGGGAUCGCUUUUCAAUGAGGCGCUCAGGGCAAUCACGAUGGGGAACAGCAACAAAGAAGGACAAACUAGAUCAAGGAGAAUACCACUGCGUGCCUGGAAACAUUGCUCCUGCUCCAUCAUGUGAUAUCUAGAAAGUCCAAUUUCACCCCCGAAACCAUCCUUAAAAAUUCAUCUCAGAGCACCUUCACUCGCGGGGAAAAAUUUAAUCCGCCACCGUUUCGCUCCAGCUCUUCGGCAAGGUGAGAGAAACUCUUUUGCAUUUUCUUGUCAGCCAUCACCAUCACUCGGCAAGAAGUUUCCUGGAAGGUGUGAGAAGUAUCAGCCGGCCUGUUUACUCUCCUCUGUUUGCCUCACCUCGCCGGUCGAUGUCUAGAAGACGCUCCCUCAGGAUGUGUCAUUUGUGUAGGCGACAGGUGUUCUUCCCAGCAUAAUGAAGGAUCUACAUUUUUUUCAAUUUGGAAUGGAUGCAGCCCUAUUGACAGAAAUUUCGAAGGAAAAUUUCCAGAAUGUAUUUUUUGACUAACACCUUUAUUAGCCUUAUUGAAAUAUCGGUGUUUAUUUAGAGCUGUGCAAUAAUUUAGUUCCCGGUUUACCUUAAGGGAUAGAUAUUUUAAAAAUUUAAGCAUAACGUUAAUUGGAUCUCCGUUUGAAACUCCUCUUUUGCUGUAAACUUUUCCCGGUUGUAAAUUUAGAAGUAAUUCUGUGUUUCCAUAGGAUUCUGUAAAAUUAAGGUAGGCCUAUAUAUCGUUAACUGAAACUUGAUGUGUUUUUUCGUCGUCAAUCUGUCGUAAACCCAUUUUGAACAAGGAUUAAUCAGGAUACGUCUCAGGUGCUGAAUUAAUUUUCAUAAUAGGAAGAAAUUAUUUCCAUAAACCUGGAAAGAGUUUUUUCCACACCAUUCGGUUCGCCAAUUGCUAGAAGUUUGUCGUCUUGAAGGUCAAGUCUCACUUCGAGUCACGAAACAAGUCCUUUUUUAUUUUGGACAAAUCAAAUUGGACUGUCUGAUUUUGUCUGAUAUUAAGGCUGAAUCCGAUAACAUCCAUAUUCUCGGUUUCAUUCGAAUCGAUAGUCCUUUAAAUGUUGCAUUUUAGUGCGGUUUAUCUGUCUUCUGAUAUUCAGAAAUGAGCCUUAAGUUGUGUUAAACGUAAGUUCUCUUUAAUCAGUGUGUACAUGUACAUGUCUGAAAUCGAUGAUGACUUCUUUGCAUUGUAUCCAUAUAAAGACUUCACUCACAAAAUCAAUGGUGUCGAUUUUAACACCAUUGGUAUUUAUAUAGAACCACGGGUGUGAAAUUUUGACACCACUGAUCACCCACAGGUGUAAACUAUACACCACAGUUUUUGCAGUGCAUCAGCACACGUCAAGCAACUUAUUUUAUGUAAUUUUGGUCCAAAAUUACAUAAACCUGGACUGCUUUCCGUUAUAAUCCACUUCACCUUUUAGCUCCCUGAUUUCCUGGAUUCAUUAAUGUGUGUAUAAGUCACUGACUUAGAGCGCUGCAUUUUUCUUCCCGUAGGCGCCAUAAGGGAAGCGCGAUGCAAUCAUAGGCAGGUUGCGUAGCGAACUAUAGCAGUCGAGCCGCAAGCAUCAUCCGCGCAUAAUCCCAUAAUACCAUCGACCGGUGCACACGAUCACAUGUGAAUAUUUCUAUAUUUCCAAGUAAGGUUCACGUUUAUCCAGAGUGCGUACAUUAUAUUUAUAUAUUUAUACCAGUGAAUAUUCUAAAUAUACUGUAGGGAUACUUCAGAAUUUCCCCCAGCACCUGCAUGCGUACAUUAAUGUUGCCGCGCCGUUUUAAUCAUAACUGCCUGACUUCAGUUUAUAAAUAUCGGUCCGAGGGGUACAUACAAAUGAAGCUUGUUGUAUGUUGAAUUAAAAUAGUCUGGCCACUCUUUCUUUUUCAAUUUACUGCUGUCAAGUCGAGCAUGAUGUAUCUGUCGGAGCGACGAUUGCCAGUCUUAUUGCAUACAGUUACUUCUGCUCUACAAAUCACCCCAAAAUGUCAGAUUUUUCUCAGCCAGUUGGCCGGGCGUUUUUGUCCUUCUCGUCUUUCAGGCCGACACCUUUGUGACGAAAUUGGAAAAAAUAAGUUUGAUCAAUUCGUUGAGCUCCCACCUCUAACACAGACUCUGGUUGAAUCUGGUGUGAAAUUCUCCACUCUCGCCAGUUUCUAAAGUCUGAUUGAUAUUUUCCCGAGCGCUUACCAUGCAGGGAACACUUUUAAUAUACAAAAUAAUCGGCCUACAAUUGCUAUUUAAAUCAUAAAAAUAAUCAAAUUUCAAUUUGCGAUAAAUAACAUAAACUGCCAACGUCACAUAAAAUUCAGACAAACUUCAUUAUACACAGCUUAUAGUUAAUUACAUGCAUUUUACGAUCAAUUUCCCGAUCAUCUUCUA
Molecule: messenger RNA, 3735 nt
Organism: Patiria miniata (bat star)
Lineage: Eukaryota; Metazoa; Echinodermata; Asteroidea; Valvatida; Asterinidae
Product: ras-like protein family member 10B
Exons: 1
Coding region: 726-1463 (245 amino acids)
Molecular function (GO): GTP binding; GTPase activity
Source: RefSeq, a predicted model, not a curated record